This is a messenger RNA of Cataglyphis hispanica, 2044 nucleotides long. It is a transcript of the gene Prps, whose product is annotated as ribose-phosphate pyrophosphokinase 1. Gene Ontology annotation, cellular component: ribose phosphate diphosphokinase complex; cytoplasm. Gene Ontology annotation, biological process: 5-phosphoribose 1-diphosphate biosynthetic process; purine nucleotide biosynthetic process; ribonucleoside monophosphate biosynthetic process. The coding region runs from base 280 to 1383 and encodes 367 amino acids. The record is from RefSeq and is a predicted model, not a curated record. Lineage: Eukaryota; Metazoa; Arthropoda; Insecta; Hymenoptera; Formicidae. The transcript is spliced from 7 exons. Gene Ontology annotation, molecular function: magnesium ion binding; ribose phosphate diphosphokinase activity.
UCCGGCGCGGGGAGCGGAAACACGUGCGCGACUUGUCGGCGAAAUCGGAGAUAGAAACGUGUUUUUAUUGCGCACGAUGAGACAAGAUGAAUAAAAAAGGGAGUAAAAGAAUGCGAUGAGCAGAAAAUGAUAGAGAAAGAGAUAGAGAGCGCGGAAAAGACGCAACUCUCGCGUCGCUUUAUCGAUCAUUGACGACGCUCCCUUUGCGAGAGACGGAGCGAAGCGCGCGCGCCCGGAUGUACAUAUCUACAAUCGACGGUGCAUAUCUACGCAAUACUGAUGCCCGUGUCGCAGCCAGUGCGUGCCAAGAGUUUGUUACGCGCAAACUUGGAAAAUUCACGUGUGCGUGGCUUGCAGAGCAGAAUGCCGAAUAUCAAGGUCUUCAGCGGGACCUCGCAUCCGGAUCUCGCCCAGCGUAUUGUGGAUCGGCUCGGCAUCGACAUCGGCAAGGUUGUCACGAAGAAAUUCAGCAACCUCGAGACAUGUGUGGAGAUCGGAGAAUCUGUCCGUGGCGAAGAUGUGUAUAUCGUGCAAAGUGGAAGCGGCGAGGUGAACGAUAAUCUAAUGGAGCUCCUGAUUAUGAUCAAUGCUUGCAAAAUUGCCUCCGCAUCUCGAGUGACAGCAGUCAUUCCUUGUUUUCCUUAUGCAAGGCAGGAUAAAAAAGACAAGGGCAAUGAUGGUGGAGACUCUAAAAAUCAGAUUGUCAUGAAGUCGAACGAGUGGAAAUUCAGGAGUCGCGCGCCGAUCUCCGCGAAGCUAGUGGCGAAUAUGCUUUCCGUAGCGGGUGCUGAUCACAUUAUCACAAUGGACUUGCACGCUAGUCAAAUACAAGGAUUCUUUGAUAUACCAGUAGAUAAUUUAUUUGCUGAGCCAGCUGUCCUCAAAUGGAUUAAGGAGAAUAUUGUUGAAUGGCGAAAUAGUAUCAUUGUCUCUCCUGAUGCGGGCGGCGCCAAGAGAGUCACAUCUAUCGCGGAUCGAUUAAAUGUUGAGUUUGCGCUCAUACAUAAAGAAAGGAAAAAGGCGAAUGAAGUCGCUAGUAUGGUAUUAGUUGGAGACGUUAAAGACAGAGUCGCGAUCCUCGUAGACGAUAUGGCCGAUACCUGCGGUACUAUUUGUCAUGCGGCGGAAAAGCUAUUAGAAGCUGGUGCCACGAAGGUUUACGCAAUACUUACGCAUGGUAUAUUCAGCGGCCCAGCAAUUAGCAGGAUUAACAACGCUUGUUUCGAGGCUGUGGUAGUGACUAAUACUAUUCCUCAAGAUGGUCAUAUGAAAGAUUGCCCAAAGAUUCAGUGCAUUGAUGUAUCGAUGAUGUUUGCUGAAGCCGUAAGGCGGACGCAUAAUGGUGAAUCUGUAUCAUAUCUGUUUUCAAAUGUACCGUAUUAGGUGGAAAUCUUCCUAUUUCUAAAUUGAGAUUUGUAUUAGUUCUAUUUUUUCAUGAAUUUCUAACAGUAAAAUUGACACUAAUCAAUGCAAAAUCAUGAUAAAUUUUUAGAAGAUUAGAUUAGAUAUAUAAGCUGAUUUUCUUUUCUUUAAAAUUCUUAAAACCCAAGCAUUCUUCGAACUUUUGUAGACAGUAGAAAAAAUAUCUAAUUCUCUGUCUUGCUCGAAUUUUGUUGUGAUCAAAGUUGCAGCUUCUGCUGUAUAUAAUUUGUAGCAUCUUUAUCAUUUGUUCUGUUUAAAAAAAUAAAAGAGGAGUUGAUCACUUAUAAUAACAAGAUUAUUAGUAAUUUCAUAUAUUAAAAUAUAUAAAAAUUUUGUCAAUAUGAUUAAAAUAUCAAUGUGCGCGCACCGCAUAUAAUAUCCAGGUAACAUAAUUUACUAAUUCUGACAUUUAAAUAAAAAUUUUAGAUCUGUUAUAUUUUGCAUAGAAAAAUUUUUGAUAUAUUGAUGCUAAAAUCACGUAAAUAAAUUUUCAUAAUUAUGUUAAAAUGAUCCUAUUGUGUUGUGAUUAUGUUGUGUAGAUAAAAAAAUGAUCGUGUUUUUUUUUAAUACGACCAUAUUUUAAUAUAUCAGCCAUAUUACAAUAAAAAAAGUUUGUAAUGUA